Alternaria ethzedia is the source of this 594-nucleotide messenger RNA. RefSeq lists its product as uncharacterized. The record is from RefSeq and is a predicted model, not a curated record. The coding region runs from base 1 to 594 and encodes 197 amino acids. Lineage: Eukaryota; Fungi; Ascomycota; Dothideomycetes; Pleosporales; Pleosporaceae. The transcript is spliced from 2 exons.
AUGGCAGCCAACUUCGCCCCAUACCAAGACAUUCCCGAAUCGUCACGCGCGCUCUCUCCACCGCCCGUCCACUCGCCGAGGACAUCUAUCGACCGCACACGUAACAUCACAUCGCCCACCACACGCGCAUACGAACAGCAUGACUACUUUCAAGGUCAAUCGCCUAUAUCGCCGCCCGCAGAACCCGAUACAGAGCGCAUAGCAUGGGACCAGCCUUCGCGGAGCACAGGCUUCGGCCGUUCGCGCGAGGAUGUAGACAUGUUCACAACGUCUUUAGGCUGGCGACUGGACUAUGAAGCGUGCCUGGCAUACCUUCUACUACCGCCAGCGGGUGGUGUGUUACUGCUGGUUCUGGAGCACCAAAGCGACUAUGUUCGGUUCCACGCCUGGCAAAGCAGCUUGCUGUUCGCUUUCGUCUUUGUGGUGCACAUUAUAUUCAGCUGGUCGAGCUUCAUCUCCUGGGUGCUGUUUAUCGGAGAUCUAGCGGGGAUAGGGUGGUUGACUUGGAGGGCAUAUCUGGAUGCCGCAACACUCGAUCGAUACGAAGUACCCUUCUUUGGCCCGCUGGCCAGCUCGAUACUCGAUGACGAAUAG